AUGGUGCGGUUCGGUUUAGUUUUCAGCAGCUGGUUAAAACGUUGCUGCACCUGGAUAAAGCAUAAGUCGCAGCUGGUGCUAGGCGUGUCCUUUAGCGUAGCUCAAAAUGUCUUUCGAAGAUUAACAGACAUCACAGCACAAGCUGGAGCCGAGACCAGCGUGUUGGCCAUACGUCUCACUGUGGAUCGUCGACUGCACUUUUCCGAGCGACUCCUCUGGCUGUGCGUGCUCAUCGCCAGCAUCUUUGCCGUCUACAUGCUGAGCGAGGUGCAAAUCGCUCGCUACUUCAACUCACCCACUGUCAUCUCGGUGGAUCGCGAUUAUCGAGGCUGGAAUGGAUCAUUACCAGCGGUUACGCUUUGCUACUACGAUCACAUUGAUUCCUUCAAAGCUAAUGAGCUGAUACAGGACUUGUGGAAUGUGUCCAUCAUCGAUGAGGAUUACUUCUAUAUCAUGGACUUUUUAUACGCCGUCGUCAAUGCCACUGCAAGCAAUUAUGCCGAACUCACCAGAUUCGCUAGCGAUGAACGUUUCGAUCAGAUUGAUCUCUAUGAUAUUAUAUUGGGCAUCAAUCGUCCCUUUGAGCAGGUGAUUAGCACGUUUGAUAGCAACUUUAUUGUGCAUGUUCAGAUGGUAAUGACGGAGCGAGGUUCCUGCUACGCCAUCAACUCACCCAUGUCUGCGGUGCUGGGCAAAGACCCUGUUCAGUACGAUGAACUGCCUCCGCCGCUAACCUGUCAGUAUGGCAAGCAGCAGUGCUACAUUCGAAUGGAUCUCUUCGAGAGCACAGGCGUGCUAGAUGUGCACUCGCCAUAUGAAGUAUCCGCCUCGGAGGCCAACAUUGUGGCACUGCACAAAUCAGACGAAAUUACUGCUUCAUUUAAGGUGCUCGAGACUGUAGCAUCUAAAAAUCUGCGAGAACUCAGCGUAGAACAACGCAAGUGCGUUUUUAAUGAUGAAGAAACCUCAAAUCUAAAGAUCUAUAGUAAAUCUCUCUGCCUGGCCAGAUGUCGAGCGAUCAUGGCCUUGGAAAUGUGCAACUGCGUGCCCUUUUUCUAUCCUUUUGUGGAAGGACCCAGCUGCAAUCCGGCUGGCUUUGAGUGCCUUCUGGAUUUCAAAUGGCCCAUUUGGGCGCUACACAUUUGUAAAUGUCCAUCAACAUGCACUGAGAUCGAGUACACCAUGCAGACGGUUAAAAAGAGUUCUUGGGGCAUCAAGAACAACGAAGAAGCGGCAAGUGCUGAAUCGGCUACAUCAAGCUUUCGCUGGGAUCUAAUACCACCCAAAGUGCGCUUUAGACGUGAUGUUGUCUUUAGCUUUGAGGAUCUCAUUGUCUCAUUUGGCGGCGUCAUGGCUUUGUUUGUGGGCAUCAGUGUCAUGGGGGCAGUGCAAAUAUCUUACGUCAUCAUUUACAACUGCUUACUGGACACUUUCAAACUAAUUCGCUUUAUUCAUCUAAAUUUUCACGAACGCUGUCGACGAGCUAUUCCAGCGUUUAGACGAAGGACUAGUCCAAGUCAUGUUUCUCGAGCUGAGACCGCGGAGCUGCCGCUCUUUGAAUAUGUGAAUUAA
Messenger RNA from Drosophila nasuta, 1572 nucleotides. It is a transcript of the gene ppk3, whose product is annotated as pickpocket 3. The record is from RefSeq and is a predicted model, not a curated record. Gene Ontology annotation, biological process: sodium ion transmembrane transport. Gene Ontology annotation, molecular function: ligand-gated sodium channel activity. NCBI's taxonomy places the organism in Eukaryota, Metazoa, Arthropoda, Insecta, Diptera, Drosophilidae. Gene Ontology annotation, cellular component: plasma membrane.